Molecule: messenger RNA, 3136 nt
Organism: Oncorhynchus tshawytscha (Chinook salmon)
Lineage: Eukaryota; Metazoa; Chordata; Actinopteri; Salmoniformes; Salmonidae
Product: zinc finger protein 25
Exons: 2
Coding region: 115-1134 (339 amino acids)
Cellular component (GO): nucleus
Source: RefSeq, a predicted model, not a curated record
GUAUAGCGAGCAGUGUUUACUUCCUGGCAGGCACAUUUAACAAGAAGGGUUUCAAAAAAAACUUUAAAUUGAAAUAAAUUGAUAAUAUAAUACUAGUGACAGUGCAUUCCCAACAUGUCAAAAAUACAAUUGCUCAAUGUGUUUCUGCGUGAGCGAUUGAUCGCGGCUGCUGUAGAGAUAUUUGGAGUAGUUGAAAAUACGAUAGUAGAGUAUCAAGAAGAAGUCUCCCGUUCGAAGGAGGAGAACAAACGGUUACAGAACAUGUUGGAUUUGGUCAUGAAACCACAAAUAAAGUUACAUAGAGCAGAACCUAGGCAUCAUGUCUCAGAAGAGGAAAUGAAGGGCCUCAGUCUGCGGGAAGAAAGUUCAGAGCCCGCACAAAGUACAGUGGAACAGGACUUCAGGACGAGACUGGUAGAAGAGCAACUGCAAGGGCCUGAGUCUCAUAGUCAUAACAUAGAGUUUGUAUUCACUCCUCCUUGUGUGAAAAGUGGGUUUGAACAGGACCCUUGGCCCUCGCACCUUUUUAAAACCCAGAUUGUGGAGGACAAUGAGAUUAAUAAUCUGUCGAGUACCCUAGUGGAACACAUGAAAACAGAACCUGAUGGAGAGGGCUACGGAGUACCAACGAGUGACCCACAGUUCCUGUUUGCAGUAAACGCACACUGUUCUGCAGCUCCGAGUGAAAACAUGAGCCCCCUGCAACGGAAAACAAAGAGAGGAAGACCAUUUAGGCAUAUAGGAACACUGUCUGAAUUUAUGAAGAGACGCGCUUCAUAUGAUCGAUUUCGAUGCCAUGUCUGUGGAAAGGGGUUCCCAGCCAGGAAGGGUCUGGGAGACCACAUGACGACUCAUACAGGGGAGAGACCACACAGCUGUCACCUUUGUGGGAAAGGUUUCAAAGUGAAAAGUCAUCUGAAUGAGCAUAUCAGAGUUCACACAGGAGAGAAACCGUUUGUCUGCCCAGUCUGCGGGAAAGCGUUCAGGCAGGACGCUCAUAUGAAAGGGCAUUUGAGGAGGACUCACAAGGAGAACCCAUACCGAUGCCAUGACUGUGGCGAAAGCUUCAGUCAGAUGGGAGAGCUGCAAGUGCAUAGGACAGUGGCCUGUGGUAAGAUUGUCCUGGGCCUUUGACGUUACUGUCCUUUCCCUGAUGCCUUUGGUGACACAGACGUUUUAGUCUGGCAGUCAUGAUAAGGACAAUUGAAAUGUGUUAUUGAAGGAAAAAAGGAAGCAUAAUCUGUCCACAGAGUAAGAAAGGUUUGAGGGCGAAGCUCCUAUCUUAGCUAAAAUUCAUAAAUGGGAGGGCAUUUCUAGAAAGCAUGUAGCCUAUGUGGUUGGUUGUCUGUACAGUGCUGUGGAAAAGUAUUUGCCCCAUUUCCAAUUUUCUCUACUUCUACAUAUUUUGGAUACUGAAUGUUAUCAGAUCUUCAACCAAAAUCUGAUAUUAGAUGACAGGAACCUGAGUGAACAAUUUUUCUUCUCAGAAGAGUGGAGGCUGUUGUAACAGCAAAUGUCCAUGAUUUUGGAAUGAGAUGUUCGACGUGCAGGUGUCCACAUAACUUUAUGAAAUACAUUUGUGCCAUGUAGUGUAUGUAACACCCAAUGCUCCUGUGUGAGAAAGUAAUUGACCCCUUACACUCAAUAACUCACCUUUAACUGCAAUGACUCCAACCAAAUGCUUCCUGUUAGUUGAUCAGUCUCUAACGUCGCUGUGGAGGAGUUUUGGCCCACUCUUCCAUGCAGAACUGCUUUAACUCUGUGACAUUUGUGGAUUUUCAAGCAUUGAACUGCUUGUUCAAGUCCUGCCACAACCUCUCAAUUGGGAUUAGGCCUGGACUUAACUUCAAAUGUGUUGCUUUUUAGCCAUUUUCACGCAGACUUGAUUGUGUGUUUUAGAUCAUUGUCUUGCUGCAUGACCCAGCUGCAUUUCAGCUUCAGCACACAGCCGGAUGGCCUGACAUUCUCUGAUACAGAGCUGAAUUGAAUCCAAAACGCACAAGUCUAAAACAACCAGUUAUUGUGUGUAAGGGGGCAAUGACUUUUUCACACGGGAAUUGGGUGUUGCAUAACUUUAUUAAUAACACAACAAAUAUAUACUUAUUUGUAAAUUCAGGUUCCCAUUAUCUAAUAUUAGGUUUUGGCUGAAGAUCUGAUAACAUUCAGUUCCCCCCAAAAAUGAGAGAGAAUCAGAGAGAGGUCAAAUACUUUUUCACGGCACUGUAGGUGGUUCUCCAUCCAAUCUUUUUAAGCGAGUAAAGUCCGUUGGGGAAGAAAUAUGUCACGACAGCCCUGAUGGAAGCAGCUAAUUUGUCGGUACAGUUAACUUUCCAAAUGUCGACACAUGCUAUACAGAGUGGGAUCUUUUUGUGUCGGUAAAGUAAAUUAUGCAACAAAUGGCGCUGGAAACGCCUUUAUGCUCAAAUAUAUCGAAGUAAAAGUCAGAAGAUGAUAUGUUGUGUGGUCCUCCCACUGCGACUCAAAACGCAUGUCUUCUAUUAGGCUACAGAUUCAAUAAAUUAUGAACUUCACAGGCUGGUGAAAGUGCACAGUGAUGAGCUUGAUCAGUUCCAAUAAAUAUAGACUGUCUUAAACUCUUAUUCUGGUCACAUGAUGAUCGAUGCUUGGCUGUUUUGACAAAUCGAGGUAAUCUCACCAUGUAGGAAAGCCUACCUGCACUGUAUCUGCAAGCUGUUGGCUAGAGUACACGUGCCAAGACCAGAGUGGGCAUAUAAACUAUAUAACGCAAUUUUAUUUUUGACAAAACCAUCAGUAGAGUUGAAAAUGCAAUGGAAACCCAUUCAACUUGUAUUUUUAAUUCAGUUCAUGGGAAUUUAACCACACGAUGUCUAUUUUAUGUCCACUACGUUAUCCGCAACAAGUCAAUUUUAUGUAAACAUCUCUGGUGGGAAAGUUUUUGAAUAUUCACAUGAAAAUCUGUCGCCAAUUGGAUGGAAACCUAGCUAGUGAGUUCCAUGAGGAAAAAGGAAAAAGUCCAUGUAACUAAGUUCUCUGGUACCUUGUAUUGUAUCUAUCAUUUAUGGAUACUUGGAGCACUUCAAGGUAGUCAAACAGAUGGAUAUCCAUAGCUUGGGGGGAGUCACUAAUGGAGUGCAUAUCACUGUCUAAUAUAUUU